Messenger RNA from Nezara viridula (southern green stink bug), 2644 nucleotides. Lineage: Eukaryota; Metazoa; Arthropoda; Insecta; Hemiptera; Pentatomidae. The record is from the annotation of a GenBank genome assembly.
AACAACUUGCCGGUGUUUCAACAUGUCAGGAACAGUAAUAGAAAAUUUGAGUGGAAAAAAAUUAAGUGCUCUUGUCAUUUGUUUCUUAUUAUGCCAAAUUACGUGUUUCCUUGUUGGAGGAUUUAUUGCUCCGCAACCUGCUGGGAUCGACUCAGUUUUAGCUACUAAGUGUGCAAGUGCUGGAAAUGAUAGUGAUUGGCUUUACAUUAGAGGGAAAAAUCCCUGUAGGUCUAUUGAGUCAAUGGAUGAACUUCUGCAGUAUGAACAUGAAAUAGUUUUUGUUUUCCAGAUUCCAACUCCUCGUGGAGGAAUGAUUCUAGAUUAUUCUCGAUGGCAGCAAAUGCUAAUCGGAAUCUUACAUUUGGAUGUAUACUAUCAUUCAGUAAAUGAAAAUCAAAUGGAACCUAAAACUGUUAUAACAUUAUACUCAAAACUUGGAUACAAAAACAGAAAUGAUGAUGAUGAUAAUUGGAAAUUAUAUGCAUCAUCAGUGGAACAACGAAAUUUGGAAUGUGAAAUUAGUGUGAAAAAGGAUGGUUAUCCUUAUAACUGUUCUGUUAUACCUUUAUUUGAGUUGGGUUCAUUGCAUCAUGACUUUUAUUUGUUAAACAUAAGGUUACCAGUUGAUCAUAAAAGAAAAAUUAAUGUUGGUCUUGGGCAUAUUGCUGAUAUGUGGUUAUUUAUUAUAAAUCAGACUGGUGGUUUCACUAAAGUAUGGGUUUCACUAAAAUGUUUUUUCUUUCCUAUUAUUAUUGGUGCACUAGUUUGGUUUUAUCAAAGAAUUCACAAAUUAAAGAGAAAGCCUUUACUAUUGGAAUCUAUGCUUAUUUUGGUUUCUAGCACCCUGACACUUUUAAAUAUGCCAUUGGAGAUCUUAACAUUGUAUUUUGAACUUCCUUUCAUGUUAUUCUUCACUGACAUUAGACAAGGAAUAUUUUAUGCUUCACUUCUCUCAUUUUGGUUAGUUUUCUCAGGAGAACAUCUUAUGGUAAGAAAGUCAAAAGAACCAUUUACUCCAUUAUUGGAAAUAUCUAAGCUCUGUAGUCAUUGGUUGUAUCGCACUAUUUUUUUUCGAUCUUUGUGAACGAGGAAUACAACUACGAAACCCCUUUUAUUCAAUUUGGGCUACUGAUUUUGGCUACCAUUUAGCUAUGGCCUUUUUAAUAAUAGGUGCUUUGUGUGGAACUGGAUAUUUUCUGGUAUUAUGUUUUCUGAUAUGGAAAGUCUUUUGUAAUAUGCGUACUAAAAAAGCUAGUCUUCCAGCAAUGUCUCAAGCUCGCCGUUUACAUUACAGUGGCAUUAUUUAUAGAUUUAAUUUCUUAAUGAUAACCACUUUAUUAUGUGCUGCAUUAACGAUAAUUUCUUUCAGUCUUGGACAGGUUUCUGAGGGACAGUGGAAAUGGAGCGACAAUCAUGAUUUGGAAUUCACAUCAGCAUUUUUCACUGGUGUUUAUGGGAUGUGGAAUAUUUAUAUUUUCGCACUUCUCGUUUUAUAUGCUCCUUCCCAUAAAAUAUGGCCCACACAAAGAGAUACUACUAGGAAUACCGAACUGGAAGGCAGCUGCAAUGGAUUGGGCUGGAUGGCGGAAGCUCCUAGAGGAGGCCAAGAUCCAUCCUCAGGUUUUAGCGCCAACAAAACAGAUAAAUAGAAUCUGAAUUUUCCCAAAUGAAAUUUUCCAUUGCAUUCUGAGAUAUAUGCAAAAAUCAGUGAAAUUUCCAAUCUUUUAUUUUGUUUUUCGUUCCAAACGCAACCAAGUACAUCAUCAGUCAAGUUUCAGAAGAACAAAACGCUAUGGAGGAAAUAGAAUUUUCAUGCCUAGAUCCAGAACCGAGUGAAGUCUCUGCCUUGACUACAUUCAUAAAAAAGACUGCAUUAGACUAAUUAUUAGUUUAACGAACAGUUGUACCAUUAAAUAGGGGAACUUUACACCUGAGGAGGCAACAUUACUCCUGAGCUUGAAUAAUUACUUUGAUGACAUAAACAAAAACUAAUGUAGUGACUGAUUUAGUAAUGGCCUCCCAAUGAAAAUGGAAGUUCGUACUCUAUGAAACAGAUAAGUCUGUUUUGGAAGUUGGAAACAAAGAAACGUUAUCCACCAAGACAUAAUCCUCCAUUUCACGGUAUACUUAUAAGUUUUUUAUGUUCAACAGAGUAGAAAAUAUAAUAUAUAUUUAUUAAAUCUGAUUGUAAAAAUUGUGUAUCAAACAUGUUUUAAGUUGUUAUACUAAUGUCAUAUUAUGCUGUAAUUUGUUCAAUUGAUAUUAUUAUUAAUAUUUCUAUUGUGAGAAAUACUACAUGUAUGACUAUGCAUGUUUGGUAUGUUUUAUCAGUAUUAUUUUCCAAGUUGCAUGUUUUUAUAGAGAUGUAGUGUAUCAUUUAGAUAUAUUUAAAUUUUAUUAAAUAUUAUGCUAUUUCAUGUAAUCAUUAAUAUGAGUGUUUGCUUUAUGGUAAUCUUGUAUUUCCUAUGUACCUUAUUUUAUUGUUUAAACCAAUUGUUAUAUGUUAAUGUUCUAGUAUAAGUAAAUUUUAAUACAGUUCUUAUUAUAUUAAAUAAGAAUGUAAUGUAGUACUAUAAGACUUAUUAGUUCUAUUAUGUAUUAAAAGAAGUUUGAAAGUUUUACUAAUACAAAGAUUUUGAAAGUA